CCAUCGAUAACCCGAGAAAAAACCUUGACAGAUGGCACGGCACAUUUGAGAAACAAAUUUAUUUAUUUUUUUCUUAAUUAUGUUGUCGAGUAAAAUUUGGAAUGCUGGGCUUCGCUCGCCGAUGAACCAGUUGAUAAACUCUUUUCGCUCAGUACAUCUACAGGCGAACAGUUCUGUAAGUGAAGCAAAUAAGACUCAAACUGCACUGCAAACCAACGAAAGUGUCUUCGAAAAGGUAAACAACCAAAUAGCCCAACAGAACGAAGGUCGCCUGUUUGCCGUUGUGCAUUUAGCUGGUAAACAGUUCAAAAUCACAACCGGUGACAUUAUCUUGGUGGAGGGUUACUGGCCGCCAAACAUCGGUGACAAAAUUCGUUUGGACAAGGUACUCGUAGCCGGUGGAAAUGACUUUUCCUUAAUUGGACGACCACUUGUGCAACCGGGAUUGGUGGAUGUGCAGGCAACAGUAAUCGAAAAGACUUUGACACACACAAAAGUACAUUUCAAAAAGAAGCGAAGGAAGCAGUAUGUUCGAUUCAAUUUCCAGCGACAACAAAAUACCAUGAUGAUGAUCAAUUCGAUAAAUAUCACCGGACGUGUGAAUGAAAAUGUCCGGAAUGAGAAUCCAAAUCGAAUAUUUUAAGAGAUGGCGGUGGGUAGUAGAGCAUCGUUAGAUGUUAACCAGUACCAAGGAUGAAUAAAGCCGAUAUUAAGUGAAG
This is a messenger RNA of Bradysia coprophila, 719 nucleotides long. It is a transcript of the gene mRpL21, whose product is annotated as mitochondrial ribosomal protein L21. Gene Ontology annotation, biological process: translation. Gene Ontology annotation, cellular component: mitochondrial large ribosomal subunit; ribosome. NCBI's taxonomy places the organism in Eukaryota, Metazoa, Arthropoda, Insecta, Diptera, Sciaridae. The record is from RefSeq and is a predicted model, not a curated record. Gene Ontology annotation, molecular function: structural constituent of ribosome; RNA binding.